This is a messenger RNA of Sinocyclocheilus grahami, 967 nucleotides long. Its product is annotated as aldehyde dehydrogenase family 8 member A1-like. The record is from RefSeq and is a predicted model, not a curated record. The transcript is spliced from 5 exons. Bases 359 to 967 code for a protein of 202 amino acids. NCBI's taxonomy places the organism in Eukaryota, Metazoa, Chordata, Actinopteri, Cypriniformes, Cyprinidae. Gene Ontology annotation, biological process: retinoic acid metabolic process. Gene Ontology annotation, molecular function: retinal dehydrogenase (NAD+) activity.
UUUUGUAUUGAUUUAUUUAGCCUAGUAAAAUUUAUUGUAAAUGUAUUGGUCAGUCAUCAAUAGCGGUGUUUAAUAUCCAACUCAAGACAACAAUUCCCUUUUCAAAGAAAUGUGAAUAAUAUCUCAAAACCUCCAGCAAGUUAAAGUCUAUUAAUGUCCAACUCAUGCUCUAAUUAAUGAGUGUCAUAUCUGCUGGAGGAGCCAUUUAGUUUACUAUAAAACCUCUCUUUUACUUGAGUAAACCGAUUGCAAAAGAGUCCGGUGAAAGCUCAUAUGUAACAGUGUGCUGACUGGUGCGCAAACAUUUCUGGUUUUUCUUUUGUCUGCAAAACUGAUUUUUAAUCAAUUUUUUCCUACAAUGUCAAAAGACAAAUACCUAGUGCUGGAAAACUAUAUUGGUGGGAAGUUUGUACCAUGUUCCAAACUAAUGGACUCUUUCAACCCAUCGACUGGAGAGGUUUAUUGCAAAGUUCCAGACAGUGGACCUGAGGAAGUGGAUGCUGCAGUGAGGGCAGCCAAAGAGGCCUUUCCUGAUUGGUCAGCAAAGAGUCCAGCAGAGAGAUCCAAAGUACUGAAUAAACUAGCAGACCUGAUAGAGGCUCGACUGGAGGAGUUUGUCCAGGCUGAGUCUAAAGACCAGGGGAAAACUAUAACUUUUGCCCGAAAUGUGGACAUUCCACGAUCAGCGUACAACUUCCGUUUUUUUGCUUCAUCUGUCCUGCAUCACACUAAUGACUGCAGUCAGAUGGAUCACAUGGGCUGUCUCAACUACACAGUACGCUGUCCUGUAGGAGUGGCUGGUCUCAUAAGCCCAUGGAACCUGCCGUUGUACCUCCUGACCUGGAAGAUUGCCCCGGCUGUUGCUGCUGGCAAUACUGUGGUGGCGAAACCCAGUGAAAUGACCUCCGUCACUGCCUGGAUGAUGUGUCAGCUAUUGGAGGAAGCUGAUUUUGAUAUCUUGGAGUGA